Molecule: messenger RNA, 1789 nt
Organism: Cherax quadricarinatus
Lineage: Eukaryota; Metazoa; Arthropoda; Malacostraca; Decapoda; Parastacidae
Source: RefSeq, a predicted model, not a curated record
GUCUCGUCCAACGCGAGUGUGAAGUUUGUUGUCCGUGUUAGUGGAGCGCAGCUACGGUUCCUACAUCAAGUGAGGCAAGGAAUAACACACAGGACUUAUCAUUAAUUCAGGAUCACUCAAGAGCAGCAACACACGGAUGAUGGAGUUCAAGAGGGGUUCUGUGCUUUCCACCGUCGAAGAGGUUGACAGUACAUUAUCCACCCCUAUACCGGAGAGGCAGCUCGGGAAGACUAAUGAUGCCUACACACCAUUAUCGAUCCAAGGAAUGGUUGUUGCCGGUCCCGUUCCAAUCCGAGUAUCUGAUGACGUUAGACACCCAGGUUCCUCAUCGAUGACAGAGCAAGGAAAUAAUGAGUCUGUUUCUGAUGGAAGCAGCGGGGAAUGGGGAGUGCGCCACACACUGACGCUGCUAUCAUGCUUAGCUACGGCUAUACAAUAUUCCAUGAGGGUUAACUUGUCCAUCGCCAUCGUUGACAUGGUUAUUGGGGACAGCAACUCCACUUAUGACAACUACGACGACACCUGCCCUCUUCCAGAUGCAGGGGAUAACCACACUGCCUUGGCAGGCAACUUCGAGUGGGACGAACAGACACAAGGUCUGGUAUUGGGGGCAUUCUACUGGGGCUACGCCACCACCCAGAUUGUGGGAGGGUGGGUAUCCCAGCGUGUGGGAGGCCGUCUGGUGAUGGGACUCAGCGUGCUUGUCUCCUCUUUCAUCACUCUACUGCAUCCACUCUGCGCUUAUGCGUCUGAUAAGCUCUUCAUCUUCAUCAGGUUCCUGGAAGGCGUCGCUCAGGGGGUGACCUUUCCUGCCCUGAGUUUACUCUUAGCCACCUGGGCGCCCCGCCAGGAGAAGACUACGCUUGUCACUAUUGCAUUUUCAGGGAUGCAGGUGGGCACGGUGUUGGGCACGGUAAUCAGCGGGUGGCUAUGUGAUUUCGACUUCCUAGAAGGAUGGCCGCUAGCCUUCCUCGUGUUCGGGGUUGCUGGGCUGGUGUGGUGUGUUCCAUGGUUCCUCCUUGUCCGUGACACGCCCAAGCUAAAUCCCUGGAUCUCCCAGGCUGAGCUGCAGUAUAUCCAGGGCCAUCAGGAUUCGCUUGUUACGAGUAAGGUGAAAGUUAUUCCCUGGAAGGCGAUCAUGAAGUCAAGACCAAUGUGGGCGGCUAUAAUGACCUAUGUGGCGGAAGGGUUCAGUUACUAUGCCCUUCUCUCAGAGAUGCCGUCCUACCUCCACAACAUUCAACACCUCGAUACGACUCAGAACAGUUUUGCGUCUUCACUGCCGUAUGUGUUAAUGAUUAUCUUCUCUGUGAUGUGGGGGGCCUUGAUGGAGGUACUGACCAAGAAGAGGGUGCUGAGCGUUUUGUGGGUGAGAAGGAUUUCUUCAGCCUUGGGAUUGUACUCCAUGUCGGCUGCACUGUUCAUAAUGUGCUUCGUGAGGUGCAACACCACCCUGUCUAUCGUAAUACUGUGUACUUCAUUGGCCUUCAACGGGGCUUCGUACAGCGGUGCGGCACUGAUUGAACAAGACAUCGCUCCCAACCUGGUCAGCACUCUGGUGGGCUUCAACAACACUAUCGGUGCCAUUGCCGGCUUCAUCGCUCCCGUUAUUAUUGGCGCCAUCCUUAAAGACAACGAUCAAACAUGCAGGCUCACACUGCAGGUUCACAUGCAGGAUCACCAUGCAGGUAUACAUUUGCAGGGCAUCAACAUGCGGAUCACUCAGGCAUCACAUGCAGGCAUCAAAAAUGCGGGCUCAAACAUGCAGGUUCCAUGCGGCACACCAUGA